AACGUCAACAAUAACGCUGUCACAGGAAAACAGAAAAUUGUCGAAACCCAGUUUUUAUGUUCAGAUAUUUUAAAUUUAUCAAAAUUCUUGUUAACCGCAUUUGAAAAUGUGCAGCCGUGGUAGGGAUUGUGCCAGAGAGAAUUCAUCCAGAAUUUAUGGAAAUGCACCGCCACCGUCGCACAGGACAGUGCAGAUUUCUAUGGAGAGGAGUCCAACGAGGGGAGAAUUUCCUGGCAUGAAUAAUUUUUCUGAGUACACAGUGCCUUGUCCAAAUUUAAGAAUACCUCCAGCUGCAAGAGCAUUUCCUGGACCAUAUGCCAAUCCGGCACAGUUUGAUACUUUAGGUCCUCAAAUCGAUUAUAAUCUUGGAUGGAUACCAAAAGAUAUAAACUUGUCGGAACUUUUGGAUCAGGGCGCAAAUCAAAUGUCGAGCCGAUUCAGACGUCCUGAACAGAACUUCACGCCUGGCCCAUCGCCUUAUCCUCCGGCCCCUGACCAGGUAUCGCCUAACGCAAAUCCUCUUUUAGAACGUGAACAACGUGAGAGAGAUGAGAGAAAUACGGACACAAAAUCGAUAGGAAAGAAAACACAAGAAUCGUUAAUCGAAUGGUUUGAUCGCUCUGUUGAGAAGGAACUGAAGAAACAUAAGGAAAAUGCUUUAGGUGCAAUGCUAAACUUGGCCCCGCCUCCACCUUUGGAUUCUGAUACACUUCCGGAGUUAAAUAUAUCUAGAGGGACAUUGGAAAGACUUGCUGAAGCUACCGCUAGCCAAAUGGAGGUUUGCUUUCAGUUGAGAAGAGAACCUGACACUGAAUUAGCCGAUGCAGUGGAAAAACUGGCAAAAGCAGAAACCAUGUGUGCAUUCGCCGGCGCAGUUCAAGCUGCCGAGGCUGCUGCGGAAGCGGCACCACCUGAGUUGGCGGAAGAAGCAGCAGUGGCAAGCGCCAGAGGUUUUCAAACUGAGGUUGCAACCUCAAAUUUCCAUCAAAACAUUAGUGGAGUGAGACCCAUUGAGGUGAUCGGUUAUAUUGGUAUUACAAAACCAAAAUACCCAACGAAAAGGAAGUAAUAGAAUUUAUAUUGAUUGCAUAAUAUAUUUUAUAUUACGAUAUUUAUUUUUUCUGAUACAAAUACUUUUGUAAAUAUGGAAUUUUACUUGCAGUAAAUUAUUUAAUUAUGUGUAUAUAUUAUGUACUUCUAUACAUGUUAUACUUCAGUCCUUUUUAAAAUUUCUUUUUGUAUAUAUAGGAACUAAUUAAACAUUUUGGAAGAAAUAAUAAUAAAUAUAAUAAACAA
Molecule: messenger RNA, 1296 nt
Organism: Sitophilus oryzae (rice weevil)
Lineage: Eukaryota; Metazoa; Arthropoda; Insecta; Coleoptera; Curculionidae
Exons: 6
Coding region: 107-1069 (320 amino acids)
Source: RefSeq, a predicted model, not a curated record